AGUGAGAAGAAGUCAGUGAAGAAACAGAGAUCCACACUUCUGAAGCUCAGUUUUUCUGUUCUGUUCUGUUCUGUUUCGACCUGGUAUUCGAGAUUUUUUUGUAAUCUCUGAUUGAGAUGAAUUGCCUGCAAAAUCUGCCAAGAUCCUCUGCUCUGCCUUCACAUGGCCUUAAAAGCCAUACAAGAAAGCUUUCGAGACCGAGCUUUGUUUGUCUAAUGGACAAGCUGAAUACUAGUAAUCUUCGCCAGAGCUCCUCCUUAAAUGUAACUUCUGGACCCUCCUCCAGCACCGAGAUGAGCGGCUCUGGAGUAGAAGAAAUCAAGUCUGAGAUAUAUAGUAAUAAUAUGACCCAAGCGAUGGGUGCUGUGUUGACCUAUAGGCAUGAACUAGGAAUGAACUACAACUUCAUCCGCCCAGACUUAAUUGUGGGGUCCUGCCUGCAGUCUCCUGAAGAUGUUGACAAGCUUCGCAAAAUUGGGGUUAAAACCAUAUUUUGCUUACAACAAGAUUCCGACCUUGAAUAUUUUGGUGUUGAUAUCAUUGGCAUCCAACAAUAUGCAGGACAGUUUGAUGAUAUUCAGCACUUGCGUGCUAGAAUACGGGAUUUUGAUUCAUUUGAUUUGCGACUGAGGCUUCCAGCUGUGGUGAGCAAAUUGUACAAAGCCAUAAAUCGCAAUGGAGAGGUGACAUAUAUACACUGCACCGCUGGGCUUGGAAGGGCUCCUGCUGUAGCGUUGGCGUACAUGUUCUGGGUUCAAGGAUAUAAACUUAGUGAAGCACACAGUUUGCUACUGAGUAAACGCCCAUGCUUCCCAAAGCUUGAUGCCAUAAAGAGUGCAACCGCUGAUAUUCUUACAGGCCUCGCCAAGAAGCAUGUCACCUUGAUGUGGGAAGGCAACAAUUGCUCCUCAGUGGAAAUCUCUGGACUUGAUAUUGGCUGGGGCCAGCGAAUCCCAUUGAAUUUCAAUGAGAAAGGACAGUGGAUUCUUGAGAGGGAAUUGCCAGAAGGACACUACGAAUACAAGUACAUAAUUGAUGGUGAAUGGACGUGCAAUAACUAUGAGCUUGUAACUCUUCCCAACAAAGAUGGGCAUGUCAACAAUUAUAUCAAUGUUACCAACAAUGAUCCUAACAGUACUAGUGCAGAACUGCGGAAGCGGUUGAGUGGUGAUGAUGUUUAUCUCACACAAGAGGAAAAGCUCAGCAUCAGACAGUUUUUGGAAGCAUAUGCAGAGGAUGAAGAGCUCUAAUCAAAGAUCAAAGUAAACACGGCACGUAAAAUUGUAAAGGGAUGAAUCUCUACAGCUAUUUGCAUCUUUCCCUCAAAUAAUAUGAUAUAUAAGUCAGGACCUUGCCUACAGAAGAUUUUACGUCUAGAUGCGACUUUUGAGCCAUCUUUUAAGCUGCCUGAAGUAGAUAGAUCUUUGAAGAUGAUCGACUGUGGGACAGCACAGCAGAAAACAGGAGCUAAGUUUCAAGAAUAUCUCUUGCCUCACAUGUGGAUCUCAAGCAUUCAACAUGACAAAUGUGCUAGUGCUACAUGAGUUUAUUAUAUUUCAAGUAUUUAAGCUGGGUUCAUGUUUCCAA
Molecule: messenger RNA, 1587 nt
Organism: Telopea speciosissima
Lineage: Eukaryota; Viridiplantae; Streptophyta; Magnoliopsida; Proteales; Proteaceae
Product: phosphoglucan phosphatase DSP4, amyloplastic
Exons: 14
Coding region: 117-1250 (377 amino acids)
Biological process (GO): starch catabolic process; protein dephosphorylation
Cellular component (GO): chloroplast
Molecular function (GO): protein tyrosine/serine/threonine phosphatase activity; starch binding; carbohydrate phosphatase activity
Source: RefSeq, a predicted model, not a curated record